Galeopterus variegatus (Sunda flying lemur) is the source of this 3650-nucleotide messenger RNA. RefSeq names its product DEAH (Asp-Glu-Ala-Asp/His) box polypeptide 57 (gene DHX57). The annotation marks the transcript as partial. Gene Ontology annotation, molecular function: RNA binding. NCBI's taxonomy places the organism in Eukaryota, Metazoa, Chordata, Mammalia, Dermoptera, Cynocephalidae. The record is from RefSeq and is a predicted model, not a curated record. The transcript has 12 exons. Gene Ontology annotation, cellular component: intracellular anatomical structure.
GGAUUAGCAAGUCAGUCAUCAAAACAAUGUCCAUCAUGGAUUUUGAAAAGGUUAAUCUUGAAUUAAUAGAGGCCUUAUUGGAGUGGAUUGUGGAUGGAAAGCACUGCUACCCUCCAGGUGCUAUACUUGUAUUUUUACCGGGACUAGCAGAGAUCAAAAUGCUUUAUGAACAGCUACAGUCUAAUUCUCUUUUCAACAAUAGAUAUGGUAAUCGAUGUGUUAUUCACCCACUUCAUUCGUCUUUAUCCAGUGAAGAGCAACAGGCUGUGUUUGUAAAACCUCCUAUAGGUGUAACUAAGAUUAUUAUUUCCACCAACAUUGCUGAAACAUCCAUAACCAUUGAUGAUGUUGUCUAUGUCAUUGAUUCUGGGAAAAUGAAAGAAAAGAGAUAUGAUGCUAGCAAAGGGAUGGAAAGUCUAGAGGAUACUUUCGUAUCACAAGCCAAUGCUCUGCAAAGAAAAGGUCGAGCGGGCCGUGUUGCAUCUGGGGUCUGCUUCCAUUUAUUCACUAGCCAUCACUACAGUCACCAACUUUUAAAGCAACAGCUACCAGAAAUACAAAGAGUGCCAUUGGAACAGCUGUGUCUGAGAAUUAAAAUUUUAGAUAUGUUCAGUGCUCAUAAUCUCCAGUCUGUGUUCUCUCGGCUCAUUGAACCUCCACACGCUGAUUCUCUCCGUGCCUCAAAAAUACGAUUACGAGACUUGGGAGCAUUAACUCCAGAUGAAAAAUUGACCCCACUAGGCUACCACUUGGCCUCUCUGCCCGUGGAUGUGAGAAUCGGCAAACUGAUGCUGUUUGGGUCUAUCUUCCGCUGUUUGGAUCCUGCUCUCACCAUUGCUGCCAGUUUGGCCUUUAAGUCUCCUUUUGUGUCUCCUUGGGAUAAAAAAGAGGAAGCUAACCAGAAAAAGCUAGAAUUUGCAUUUGCAAACAGUGAUUAUCUGGCUCUUCUACGAGCAUAUAAGGGAUGGCUGCUAAGUACAAAAGAAGGUGCGCGUGCAAGUUAUAAUUACUGCAGACAAAACUUCUUGUCAGGAAGAGUUCUUCAGGAAAUGGCCAGCCUCAAGCGACAAUUCACUGAACUGUUAUCGGAUAUAGGGUUUGUAAAGGAGGGACUCAGAGCAAGGGAAAUUGAGAAAAGGGCCCAAGGAGGAGAUGGUAUCUUGGAUGCCACAGGAGAAGAGGCAAACUCAAAUGCUGAGAACCCCAAGCUGAUAUCAGCAAUGCUGUGUGCUGCUCUGUAUCCAAAUGUAGUGCAGGUAAAAAUCCCAGAAGGGAAAUUUCAGAAGACCAGUACUGGAGCUGUCAGAAUGCAACCCAAAUCAGCUGAGUUGAAGUUUGUUACGAAGAAUGAUGGCUAUGUACACAUUCACCCUUCAUCAGUGAACUAUCAGGUCAGACACUUUGACAGCCCCUACCUGUUGUACCACGAGAAGAUCAAAACUAGUCGGGUAUUCAUCCGGGACUGCAGCAUGGUGUCUGUGUACCCACUGGUCUUGUUCGGAGGAGGCCAAGUGAGUGUGCAGCUUAAAAGGGGAGAGUUCGUUGUCUCCUUGGAUGAUGGUUGGAUCCGUUUUGUAGCUGCUUCCCAUCAGGUGGCUGAAUUAGUAAAGGAACUUCGUUGUGAACUUGACCAGCUCCUCCAGGAUAAAAUAAAAAACCCGAGCAUAGAUCUGUGUACAUGUCCUCGAGGAUCCCGGAUCAUCAGCAUGAUUGUGAAACUUGUCACCACACAAUAAAGACCCGUUUUAGGAGAGUGCUUGCUGCUCACCUGCUUCCUGCUCACCUGGGAAAUAACAGCAGCAGCUCUACCUCGAACCACAGACCUGUGCUGGGCUGGCCCUGGAGAAGUAGCUCAGGCCGAGCCCACCAAGCGCUGAGGCACCACAUACCCUGGGGGGCCUUUUCCAGACAGUACUUCUAACAGAGCUGCAGACACUCCCAGCACAAUUUGGAGUGUCAGUGGUGAGACAGUUUAAAACCCAGCUUGCCUGCCUUUUUCUCUGUGAUUAUUCUGAGUGAAUGAAAUUCACCUGAAACACAAAAGUGAAUGUUUGAUACAACUCUGUUUUAAUCUGUAUAAUCCUUUUCUCUUGCUUUUUACUGGGGUAAGACAGGGGCAUGAGGAGAAAUACCCAUUGUUGAUAUUUUUUAGGUCAUAAAGGCUCAACUGAGAAGUAGAACAGAGAAGGAAAAAAAGAAAAACAGAAAAAAAAAUCAUGUUAGCAAGAAAAAUAAAAAUUUCAUUUUAGGCUGUUGGUUACUGAGUAAACAUGCUUUGUGAGGGAUUUUUAUUUGUACCCAUUAAAGGUCAGCUUAAACAAAUUUAAUGAGUUCUGUUUUGGUAUGAAGAUGCAAGCUGGUCUUGUCUGUAACAUUUCUGUUCUUAAAAGCACAACAAUCUGGGUGUGUUUGUUCUAUAAGUUCUCCAUUUAGUAAUCUACUCUCUCUUAUGAACUCACCCCCAUCCAAUGGCCAUAUUUCACAUUAUCCGGUGGAGAAUUUUAUGGUAUUCUGAGGGCAAAGUUGGCAUGGUUUUUGUAGAAAAGGUUGCCAUAAUAGUAUUAGAUGUACAGCCAUAAAAAUGUCCUCUAUGAAAUAGCUUGUUUUCAACUACCACUUAGGUUAAUGGGGCACUAGCAUUUUGAAAAAAUAUAAAUACAUUUACAAUUUCCCUGGGCAUUUUUCAGUGUGGCCAGGAGGAAUCCCAAAGAGCUGAGUGGAAAAAAUAUUCUGUUUGUCUAGACCUCAGGACAGAAUCACUACAGGUUUCAUACUGUAGAUAGAAUUCAAACACCUCAGUGAAGGGUGUUCAUUUUUCAAGGUAUUAUUUUAGUUAAGUUUUCAGGAAAUCUCCUAGGCUGUCCAAAAUAAUCAUUAUCAAGUGUGUUUAAGCUUUGGUACACUUGAAGAGCUUUACUCUAAGCAGUAUUUUUAAAAGGCCUCAAUUCAUGUCAUCACUUUAAAUUAAAAAUAUACAUAAGCACAGCACCCACAGAAUCCAAGUUCUGACUUACGGUUGAAACAAGGCUCAUAUUGCAGAAUUAAUUAAGCUGAGACCUUUAAAAGAAAUGAAGAAGAAAAUUGCGCUACCCUCUAAAAAAUUAUUUCAAACCCAGUUUUGACUCUUGGUGCUACAGUGGAGCUUAUGCUGCCCUAGCUAGAGCCAUCUGCCCAAGCAGACCUGCAGCUUUUAACACAUUUGCAGCAGAGCAUACAACUGGCAGGUAGUUAACGACAAAACAUUCCAUCCAGAGUGCUGAGAAAUUGCUCCCCUCAGGGAAGUCAGUUUUUGGACUGGUCACUUCCAGCCACAUACAAAUGCACAAAUACUAUUAUUUUAUAGAUGUGCCAGAAUGUGAAAAAGGUUGGGAAUCCUUGAUUUAAGGCACCAAAUAACAAAAUCCCCACCCCCAAAAUAACUUUGUAAGCUCAAUGUUAAAAUUAUGAAAUAAGAUUUCUAAUUUGCAAUUAAAGAUCAGAAUACGGUAUAGUAUGUCAAGGUGAAACUGGAUUUCUAAGCCCCAACAAGAUUGUCAACAUUUAAUGUAAUUUUAUGGAGAGCUUGGUAAAUGGUUUCUUAAAACAUUUGUUUUUCUUUUACUGGAAUGUAGCUAGGAAACAAUAUUAAUAAAGUACUUGCUAUGAAAUGA